AUGGGUAUUCCAAAAUUCUUUAGGUAUAUCUCUGAGAGAUGGCCUAUGAUUUCUCAAUUGAUUGAAGGUAAUGAUAUUCCAGAGUUUGACAACUUGUAUUUAGAUAUGAACUCUAUUUUGCAUAAUUGUACACAUGGUAAUGAUGAUGAUAUUACAAAGAGACUUUCUGAAGAAGAAGUAUUUGCCAGAAUAUUUUCAUACGUAGAUCAUUUAUUUCAAACCAUUAAGCCUCAAAAAGUGUUUUAUAUGGCAAUUGAUGGUGUUGCACCUCGUGCUAAAAUGAAUCAACAGAGAGCCCGUAGAUUUAGAACUGCAAUGGAUGCUGAACAUGCUUUACAAAAAGCUAUUGAACAUGGUGAACCAAUACCUAGUGGGGAACCAUUUGAUUCUAAUUGUAUUACACCAGGUACAGAAUUUAUGGCUAAAUUAACUACAAAUUUGAAAUAUUAUGUUCAUGACAAAGUAACUAACGAUUCUAGAUGGAGAAAUGUUGAAAUUAUAUUUUCAGGUCAUGAAGUUCCAGGGGAAGGUGAGCAUAAAAUUAUGGAUUUCAUUAGAAAAUUAAGAGCUCAAGAUGGAUUUGAUAAUAAUACUAGACAUUGUAUUUAUGGUUUGGAUGCAGAUUUAAUCAUGUUAUCACUUUCUGCACACGCACCACAUUUUGCUCUAUUAAGAGAAGAAGUUACAUUUGGUAGAAGAAGUAAACAACAAACUUCAUUAGAGACUCAAAAUUUUUAUUUGCUACAUAUUUCAUUAUUAAGAGAAUAUUUGGAACUUGAAUUCAAUGAAAUUUCUGAUGAAUUAAAAUUUAAAUAUGAUUUUGAAAGAAUCCUGGAUGAUUUUAUUUUAAUCAUGUUCGUCAUCGGUAAUGAUUUCUUACCUAAUUUACCUGAUUUACAUUUAAAUAAAGGUGCAUUCCCUGUAAUAUUACAAACUUUUAAAGAAGCUUUACUUCAUCUAGAUGGUUAUAUUAAUGAACAUGGUAAAAUUAAUCUACAUAGAUUAAAAGUAUGGCUAGAUUAUUUAUCUCAAUUUGAAUUAAUGAAUUUUGAAAAGAAAGAUAUCGAUGUUGAAUGGUUUAAUCAACAAUUAGAAAAUAUUUCAUUAGAAGGUGAAAGAAAGAGAGCUCGUAUGGGUAAAAAAUUAUUAUUAAAACAACAAAAGAAAAUUGUUGGUUUUGUUAAACCAUGGGUUUUAAAGAUUGUUAAUGAUACAUAUCCAUUAGAUAUUUCUGAUGAAAAUAUCCCAACUAUUGAAUUAGCAGAUGAACAUAUUAUUGAAAAUUUACCAUUUUUAAAAGAAUUUGCACAUGAAUUAGGUUUAUUUGUAGUACAUUCAAAAUCAAAGGAUGAAUAUUAUUUGAAAUUAGAUGUCGAUGGUAUAAAUCCAAAUGAAACAGAAGAUGAAAAGAAUGACCGUAUUACUGGUAUAAGAAAGACAAUCAGAAGGUAUCAACAAGCUAUAUUAGUCGAAGAUUCCGAUGAAUUGGAUAGAGAACAGGCUUUGUAUAAUGAUAGAUUCGAAAUAUGGAAAGAAAAUUAUUACCAAGACAAAUUUGGUUAUACUUUUACCAAGAAGAGUAAAAAAAAUUCAAAGAUUCAUUCAAAACCAAUAGAUGAAGAUGCUGUAGAGAAACAACAAAUUGCCGAACCCACUGAAACUGAAAAGGUUGUUGAUACAGAAAUUGAAGAUGAGCAAGAAAAUAAUAAUAGAAUUGAUGACGGUAAUGAGGAUGUUAUAACUUUAACCAAAAAUUAUGUAGAAGGUCUACAAUGGGUUUUAUAUUAUUAUUACCGAGGUUGCCCAUCUUGGGGAUGGUAUUUCCAAUAUCACUAUGCUCCAAGAAUUUCUGAUUUAUCUAAGGGUAUUGAUCAAAUAAUUAAAUUCGAUUUAGGUGAGCCAUUUACACCUUUCCAACAAUUAAUGGCUGUCUUACCAGAAAGAUCCAAGACCUUAUUGCCACCAGCAUUAAGACCACUUAUGUAUGAUCCUAAGUCACCAAUUCUUGACUUUUAUCCAGCUGAAGUAGAACUUGAUAAAAAUGGAAAAACUGCAGAUUGGGAAGCUGUUGUUAAAAUAUCGUUUGUUGAUCAACACAGAUUAGUGGAAGCUAUGGCACCAUAUUUGGCCAAAUUAUCUCCUGAGGAAAAAAAGAGAAAUGGUUAUGGUAAGGAUUUGAUCUUCACCUUCAACCCACAAAUCGAUGAAAUUUACAAGAGUCCUCUAAGUGGUAUAUUUGGAGACAUCGAACAUAACCAAUGUAUUGAAAGGGAAUAUACAGGUUACUCUAUGGAUGGUAUUGAAUAUAAGUAUGGACUACUUCCAAACGCCAAGUCCGGUGCCGAAUUAUUGGCCGGUUUCCCAACGUUAGCAACUAUUCCUUACAAGAACAAAUUAGAGUACAAUGAAAGUUUAGUCUUUCAACAACCAUCAAAACAACAAUCUAUGUGCCUAUACAUUGAAGAUAUCUACGAAGAAAAUAAUUUGACCAUCGAAGAACUUGCUAAGAGAUACUUGAACAAAGUUAUUUACACUAGAUGGCCAUACCUGAGGGAAUCAAAACUUCUCUCGAUAUCGACCGGUAAGAAAAUUUUGGAAUUUAAAGAAAAUAAAGACGCUAAUGGUAAACAUCACUUUAAGAUCAUUGAAAGACCAUGUGAUAAUCAUGAACAAAGAGACUUUGAAUCACAAAAAAGAUCCAUGUUGAGAAAUUUCAAAAAGAAAUCUGCUGUUAUUUUAGAUGAUAUUCGUGCUAUUAUUAACGUUCUUCCAGUCACAGGUCUAAUGAGAAACGAAGAAGGUGCAUAUAUGAAAACCUUUGGUGAAAUUCCAGAAAACUUUCCUUUACAAUUAAUGGUGGAAACUGUUACAAAUAAGGAUGAAAGAUAUAUUGAAAGACCACCAAAACCAAUCAAUAUCGAAUUCCCAAUGGGAUCUCGUGUUAUAUUCCUUGGUGAUUACGCCUAUGGUGGUGAAACGACUAUCGAUGACUAUUCAAGUGAAAGAAGAUUAAAGAUCACUGUCAAAAAGAGAUUUUUACAGGCCGAACCUAUGAUUGGAAAAGAAAGAGUUAAACAAGAUAACGCGUUGGUUCAAUAUAUUCCAUCCUACAUUGUAUCCAAGAAGUUGAACAUCAACAGAUUGUUUUUGUCAAGAAUUACUUCAAAAUUCUUAAUUUCUGACGUUGAUGGUAAGCGUGUCGAUAUUGGUAUCCCUGUUAAAUUUGAAUCCCAACACAAGAAGGUGCUUGGUUACGCAAGAAGAAAUACCAAGGGAUGGGAAUACUCUACAAUCACAAUGAACCUUUUGAGAGAAUACAGAAUCAGAUUCCCUGAUUUUUUUGCCAGAAUGGAAAAGGUUGGUAAUGAUAUUCCAAGUAUCGAAAAGUUAUACCCUGAAAUGCCAUUUAAGGAAAGUGUAAAGAUCUUAGAUCAAGUUAAGGCUUGGCUGAAACAUGUUACAGAGAACUUUGUUACUGUCUCAUUAGAAAGUGAUUCUUUAACAAAGGCAUCAAUUGCCGAAGUCGAAAACUACAUUAUUGCCAAUGUUGCCGCAAUUGAACAACAAAGUGAAACUAAACAACUUGCAAAGGUUCCUCGUGAUGCGGUUCUAAACCCUAGAGAUUCCCUAACAUUAUUGCGUUCUCAAAAGUUCAGCCUUGGUGACCGUGUUAUUUAUGUUCAAGAUUCUGGUAAAGUACCGCUAUUCUCUAGAGGUACCGUUGUAGGUUACACUACUUUAGGAGCAAAUCUUUCAAUCCAAGUUCUCUUUGAUCACGAAAUUAUUGCUGGUAAUACAUUUGGUGGAAGAUUAAGAACCAAGAGGGGUAUCGGUUUGGAUUCUUCAUUCUUAUUGAACAUCACUAACAGACAAUUUAUUUACCACUCAAGAGCUUCUAAGAAGCACACGACCACCUCUACUAAGCAAACGAAGGUGACCAAAGAAGAAAUAUUAAGAAGAAAGCAAAUUCAACAUCAAAAGGCUGAAAUCGAAUCCGAUAACUUAAGAAAGAAGGCUGCCCAUGACUUGUUGAAUGUUAUUCAAAAGAAAGAACCUUCUAAAUCUGAAGAGAAUAAGGUUGUCGAGGAAGCAACUGAAGUAGAAGCCAAAAAACUUCAAUCUCUAGAGAAUAAAUCCAAGGUAACAACAAAGAUUGAUCAAACGGCCCCUCUUCCAAAUACCCAGGUAGCUAACUCUGUGUUCUAUGCAGUGCUGAACCAAUACGAUCCAUCAACAGCACCAGCACCUGCCAUUGCUCCACAAGUUAUGAGCCAUCCAACUUCUCAUACUCUAGAUCCUGCUGGAUUACCUUACCACCUUUCUAAUGAUAACGCACCUCCAGUAGGCCCAAUGCCCGGAGCACCUCCAAUGGGUGCUCAUCCAGUUCCAAUGGGAUUCCCAAUGGGCAUGAAUGGGCCAAAUCCAAUGAAUAUGCCAAUGGGUAUGCCACCAAAUGGUAACUUCCCGGCUCCACCAAUGGGUAAGCAGAUUUUCAAUGGAGUUCCUCCAAACACAAGUGGCCAUCAACAACAAAACAGAAAUCCAACUAAACUACAUCCAGAUAAAAAGUCAUCCAAGGGCUCAGGAAAUCCAAAGGAUGGCCGCAAGAAUAAGAGCACCGUGAAGUCAAAUGAAAACAACAAGAGCAAGAGCAAGCAAAACAAGAAAGACUCACCAAAGGUUCAUGAUGAUUCUAAGAAAUCGGUCAAACCUACUAUCUUGAAGAGGAAAACUGAAUCUAAGGAAGAAGCAAAACCAACUACCAAUUGA
This is a messenger RNA of Maudiozyma saulgeensis, 4770 nucleotides long. The record is from the annotation of a GenBank genome assembly. Lineage: Eukaryota; Fungi; Ascomycota; Saccharomycetes; Saccharomycetales; Saccharomycetaceae.